UUGUUGCAGUGGGAAGAUAUCACUCCUACUUAUCUCAUCCCAUUAUCCCCGUUUCUAUAUUAAAGAGUAAACAGCUCCUCCCCCGUGUGGGUGCCUUUCCUGCUACAUAUCUUCGAAUUCGCUCUACCUUGUCGUGUUCACUAUUCAGCAGCUCAUCUUCCUCGCAUCCACAGCAGCGGAAGAGGAACGUGAAAUUAUUUUCUAAGACUAUUCCUUACGUCUUUGCAAGUAAUCUUCAACCCCAAAAUUCAGAGAUGUUGGGCAGACUGAUGUAUUCCUGUCUUAUAGUAGUAAUUCUCCUUAAUGUUUCCAACGCAGUUUAUCACAUGGAAACAGAGGAUCAGGGUGUGGACAUGUCUACUGAGUUACGAAACCAUCCUGCAGCCAACUACGUAUUAAAUGACGGGUCGCCUUUGGUUGCUCACGUGCGGGAGUUUAUCCCUAUAGGUCUGAAACGGAAAAGAGAUCACACCCUUCAAAAACUUCUCAACCUUCUGAAAAAGGUUGCUGACCACCGUCAAAAACCAAUCCACAUCAUUGGCAAACACAUGAGGUUUGGAAUCAGCAAGAAGUGAAAAUCUUACAUGAACAAAAUGAAUUAACGACUUUAACACUUACUUUUAUUUUCUCAUUUAAUUUUGCUAGUUUUAUUUCUGUUUUUUGCUUAAUUAAUUAUUCGCACGAUAGAUCUGAGGUUAAUAAUUAAAGUUUUGAUGAUUAAUUAUUUUUAUUAAUACAAAUUAACGUUGUUACCUUCGUUAAAAAUUUACGACUUCAACUAAGGCUCUUUUGGGCCAGUUAUAUAAUAUAAAAUUGGAUUAUUUAAAAUAAUAACCUAAAACAUUUUCAUUUUCAUAUCUAUAAAUUUUUUAUGUAAGUUAUACUGUAACGAUUCCAUAAACCUCAAUUUAUAAUACGUUAGAUAAAUAUUUGUUAGGAAUUUGUAAUUGUGUAAAAAUAAAAGGCCUAAAAAACCAUGUCACUUUAAUACCUGAUACUUUAUUAGAGAGAUUUUACUUUAUUUGUAUCUUUUUGUUAACCUUAUCAAAUUUCUAAAUAGGUGUUCUUUGAUCAAUUAGAACGUUAAUUAUUUUUAUCUUAGAAGCUAUCUUUUGUA
Limulus polyphemus (Atlantic horseshoe crab) is the source of this 1117-nucleotide messenger RNA. RefSeq lists its product as uncharacterized. The record is from RefSeq and is a predicted model, not a curated record. Lineage: Eukaryota; Metazoa; Arthropoda; Merostomata; Xiphosura; Limulidae. The transcript is spliced from 3 exons. The coding region runs from base 255 to 575 and encodes 106 amino acids.